UUUUGCACUUCCCUUAUGCUUAUACCCUCCAUAAACCCUUGUGCUCCCCUCUUUCAAAAUCGCCGCCAUCUUCACUUUACGUCGCCCAUCGGAAAUCUUUACUCACAUGUAACUUGUAUCUGUAUGUUUAUAUAUAUAUAUAUAUAUAUAUCUAUAUUUCUACAUUAAAUUUAUUCUCUAUUUAUACUUACAGCUUUGGAAACCAAUUAACUCAUAAACCCUAAUUUCAUAAUCAAAAAUGUCUCAUAAACCCAAAUUAAUUGAGCUAUUACGUAACAUAACUUCAAUAGAUCUCCAGUUAUGUUCCGAAUCAUCAAAAGAGUUCAUGAAGUUACUUCGAUCCGACGACGGUGGCGAAAUGCUACGACAGUAUGUCGAAACGUCUCCGAAUUGUUCCGAGCUUCUACAAGCUUGGAACUUUCGGCAGUCGAAGCCCGGUCUGUCGUACAUUAUGUCGUUAAUUAAUGUUGUUUUGAGUCAUAAAGAUGGUGUUUAUAAAGUUAACGAUGCGAGUAGGAUAGUUGUUAGUAGAGCUCUAGAUAAGUUUGCCAGAUUGUUAUUAGAAGAAAAGAUUGGAGAUGUUUAUAAUGAGUUGAAUAGUAAGGAGAAUAAAGGGAAAAACGGGGCGUUGUUGUUGAUGGCGUCGAUUGUGGGACGUGGGUCUGGAUUGGCUGCAGAUGUUGCCAAGAGUUUUAAUUUUAAGUUACCGAGUUUUUUGAAGUGUGCAGAGUAUGAUAAGAGGAGGAAGAAUGUUGAAACAGUGAAAAGGAAAGUUUCAACUAGGAGGUCGUUUGUUAGGUUUGCUAUGUCAUUUUUGGAAAUUGGGGAUGCUAGGUUGUUAAGAUGGGUGUUGCAACAGAAAGAAAUGUUUUCCGGUGUUUUGCGUGGGCUUGGGAGUGAUGAAGACGAGAUUGUUGUUUAUGUUUUGUCGACGCUGAGGGAUAAGGUUCUUGUUCCUGAAUCUUUGGUGCCUGUCGGGCUUAGGAGUGUUUUGUUCGGGAGUGUUACUUUGGAACAGUUGGUUGAGAUAUCUGGAAGGGAUGAUGGUGGAGAUGCUUCUGAGGUGGCUAAGAAGGUUCUUUUUAUGGUCUGCACUGACCCUGCUAACGGGUUGAUGCCAGAUUCAAAGGCGUUACCUUUUCCAUUGAAGGGAAAUUUAACUCGCCUUUUGGGUGUUAUGAAGAAACUCAAGGCUACUGAGGUUGAAUUUCAUAAGGAUUUGCUAUUAGCUAUUGUACGUGGAAAGCCGUCAUUUGGGUCUGCAUACUUGGAUGAGUUCCCUUACAACCUCGAAGAUCAUGCAUCCUGGUUUGCUGCUGUCUCAUUGGCUGCAAACUUGAUUUCUUCUGUGAAUGCAGGGUUGUCUUUCGAUUAUCUUGAUUCCCAGUCCGGGGAAACACCGUCUAUUAACAGCUCAGAAGUGCAAAGUAUAAUAAAGUGCAUAGGCCCACGUCCAUUUAACAGAUUAGUAAUCAAUAAAGGAUUACUUCACUCUGAGUCUCAUAUACAGCAUGGGACAUUAAGACUGGUUCUAGAAGCCCUAAAGCUACUAGAUUCUGUCUUUGCUUCUGUAACCCAAAGAUCAAAAUCUAGCAAGCAAACUGGAUGCAAAUGGGCCUCUCUUAAACAAGAUAUCCAGGACGAAGUGCAAUUGUUGCUUCCCGAUCAUCAAGUCUUAUUGUCAUUAAUUUCUUCUUUGAAUAACCGUUACAAGAGUGAUGAACGUUCUUUGAAGAGAGGUGCUGAUACAACGGUAUUACUCGAAAAUAGUGCUAGUCGUAAGAAGUUAAAAAUACGUAAUUCAAAUGAAGAAACAGAUAUUCUUGUAGGCGGCAUUAGUUUAUGUCCUGAUGAUGGAACAAUACAGGAAGAGGGUAACCUACAUGUUUCUGAUAAUCUGAACGAUGAUCUUAGCUUAAUUAAAGAACUAUGGGAUACAGAUGAAAGCAACAAUGUGAACAUGGUUGCAGGCGAUGAAGAUAUAUAUUUUUACUCCAAGCUGCUUGAAGCUCUUGAAAUUUAUCAUCACACCAUGCCAUCGGUUCUAGAAGGGUCAUUUGAUUUCUUCAAAGUUCUACCUAGCAAUGCUUUAUCGUUACCGACUAUACUGCAGCAAUCUUUAUUGUCGCUAUUAGUUGAACAUAUUGGUUGGUCUUCGAAGCAGGAUAUUCCCGUCAGAUACCCACCAUUGAUGUACAAACAUCUAUUGCAUUUCAUUAAUUUGGUUGUAUGUUCACCUGUCAAAGUCAUAAGAGAUGAAGCUUAUGUGCUGGCACAGGCAGCCAUGUUAAGUACUGGAGCUUUUGACAAUAAUGAAACAGAAAUCGGUGCAUGGCUUCUGUUUCUGCCGGGGUUUAACUCCAAUGAGAGUGGGAUCGAAACCAUCCAGAACUUGUCUUCUGUCGUCAAUUCAUUUUUCUGUGAUGUUGUUUCUACGGUUGGAAACAAUUUAUUCAAAUAUUGGGAUCUUCUCAGACUUCAAAUCAACAACUUUGAAACCACUACUAAAGAUAAUUAUCCUCGGUUCAGUCCACUCUUUAUUUGUGCCCUUGAGAAGUGCUUAAGGUUGCUUGGCUCUGAGUCUGGCUCCUUUAAUUUACCUGAGAAGUCAAUGAUAUCAAUAUACGUUAGUAACACCUUGAGAUACCUCUUGCAAACUCAGGUAGAAGCUGGAUUGCUAUCUUCUCUGAUAUCUCUUAUAUUAUCCAAGAAACUCGAGGGUAUUGAUGGUGAUUUAUGUGAGUGGGGGCCAUUAAAAAGUUUGUUGUACUUCUCGAGGAGUAUUGCAAAUAAUGAAGGUUGCAUUUUGACUUCGAUUGAUAGAAAGAAGGGACUCAAUGGCGACUCUCUUAUCAAUCUUCUUGAUGAACUUACAAAUCUAGCAGAGAGUGAGAAUAAUACCGAGAUGACCAAAGCUUUCUCAUUGUCAAUUCUAUGUUCUUCACCUGAUCUAAUAUUGCAGCAUUUUCCAGAAGUUAUAUCUGUUUCACAGAAACUGAAUGGAUUCCCCUUUUCAAUCCUUUUGUCUAUCUGUUGUCUUGAAAGUAGCUUUCUUAAUGAUGUGUGCAAGUCACGUCCUGAGUUUGCAUUAUCAAGAUUAGAACAGGUCGAUUUUUCUAGCAUGGACUCAGCCAACUCCUCAGAAGCAUUUUCAUAUUUUAUAAAGCAAGCUCCAUUUUAUGUUCUAUUUCCAGCUAUCAUAAGCAGUGAAUGCUCAUUUGUAUCUGAGCCAUCGAAACUCCAGGACAUGCUGUUGGCUAAGCUGUCGAAAGAGAUGCUUGCAAAUUUUGUUUCCUCUUUCCGGCUUUUGUUUUUCUGGUUCCAUCAAAUACAAUCUUCCUACCGCUUUGAACCGGCAGAAAAGCUUAUAUGGAUUUCUGAUAUUUGUGUUGCCCUCAUAAAGAGCAUGUUGGCAGACCACUCAGCCAAUCAGUAUGCCCAGGAAAUUGCUGAAACCAUCUUCUGUCAUCCUGCAGUCUUUGGUGCUGUAGAAAGUCCGUUAUCUGCUCACAAAGAACUAAAAGUUAACAUUCUUGAUCAUCCAGCAGAUAAUUUUCUUUGUUUCGCAAGAGAAGGAGUUCAUAUAAUGGAUCAGCAGGUCUUGCAAGUACUUGAAAUAUUUUGCAACCAAACAUUUCUUGUGAGCUUUGGGUAUGUUAAUAAGCGGAUUGCAACGGCUUUUAAAAGCUUCCUCCAGAAGUUGGUUCUGAUGCUUAAGAACAGGUUUGAUUGGUUUAUAAAAUCCAUAGAUCUGCUUUCGUUGAUCCCAACAUUAUAUGCUUUUCACUCUUUGAUUCGAUUCAUCUCCCCUCGGGAGCUGCUGGAAUUGGUUUCUUGGAUGUUCUCCAGAAUCAGCCUUGAUGAAUCUGCUUUUCAAGAAUCUAAAGUUUCCGCUCUCUCUGUUGGAUUAAACAUUGCUGGUUGUGCGUUUGGCUUAGUGCCAUUAUGUUUAGAAGAAGUUAAUGUCUCUCUUUUUGAGAGAGUGUAUAACAAUGUAAUCGAGAUUGCCUCCCGAUUUGAAUUAGUUGUUGCAGAUCUUUGCUUGUUGCAAGCGGUUAAGAUUGCAAGUAAAUGUAAUAGUCAAAGCCAAUCUCCUCGAUCUCUUCCCAAUCACAUGGUUAUGUCAAGGGUUGUAUCAAAUACACCCAUGAGCUUAAUUUCAAAGUGCUUUAAGAAAACAAGCAUGAUCAAUGCUCAGUUUUUGUUUCAUUUAACUGAAUCAAGUCUUCUCCAUCUAUCUUUCUUUGGACUUCCUUUUAUGGAGAUGGUGAACAAGUCCUUAACUGGCAAAUGUGAUGAAGCAUUCUUGAUGCUUCUGCCAACUGCUUUAUCUUUCAUGAAUUUUAUCUCCAUGAGAUACGGGGAGAAGUGUUGUAAACAUCUUAGAAGCAUACACUCUUUAUAUUGGGAAAUAUUAUUCAACGGGUUCUCUAAUUGGAACAGUUUUUCGUCUAGAGAUAUAUUUGAAGUAAAACAAGGAAAAUCUGUGCCUUCAACUGUGGAAGAGCUUUGUGAUCUUUUCAACAACAAUCUUCUUGGAACAGCAGUUGCGGUCAUGCAGGCUCAUCUUGUAUCAAGCGGGCCCACUGUGAAACGAAGCAAGCGGUUGAAGCUUUUUGAUUCUAUUAUUCCACCUGGGACAGAAAAUCUUUUCGACUGUAAUGCUCUGAAAGUUGAUCGCUACUCUAUUGAUGAAACUUUAAACCUUAUUAUGAAGUUAGUCACAAAGGUGAUUCUUUGCAAGAUGUUAUUAUUUUCAUGUCUGGAACGGUCUAACAAAGAACACUCAAGAAGUGUAACGCUUAUAAAUUCGUUGGUGUCCACUUGGCGGUUAAUUGUCAAGAAGUUCUCUCUAAAGUUGAUUUCCCCAUUGGGAGUUAAAGACACAAAAUCUGCAUUGGUUGGGAUUUUGGAAAGUUUUGUUUUGAGGAAUGUUGCUGAAGUUACUAUGGAGAUGUGUAAGGACUCUGAUAUAAAAGUGAAUUCUGUUAUCAGCAUAGAAAAGCUUGCAAGAUCUUGCCUUCUUCACAGAUUUGAGGAUUCUGCAACACUUGGUAUGCUACGAAUUAUCUUAACUUUUGAACCAGAAGAUAAAUCAUUGCAUGUUCAAAUUCUUCAGCUGCUAUUGGCUCACUCUCAAUUUGCAUCCACCAUUCAACCCGCCACUAAAUCUUCAAGUUCUCUCCAGUUUGGUAUCAUAUUUAGACCCAUGUCCAGUAUUCUGAGAUCACUUACUUUUGCCCCUGUGGAUCAUGAGUCACACACAUCUGAGCUGUACACGAAGCAAUUGGAAGUUGUUAAAUUGCUAAGUGUGCUAUGCCAUUUUGGGGAACAGGCGGGUAGUGUUGGUAUUGAAAAAGAUUUAGGGAUACAUGUUAGAGAAUUGUUGUUUCUGCUUUUGUCAUCCUAUGGUGCUACUAUUAGUGAAAAAGACUUGGAGAUUUACAAAAUCAUGCAAGAGCUUCAAAGUAUCGAUAAAUCAAACUCUGGUUAUAUAGAUGAAAUGGAUUAUCUGUGGGGACCCGCUGCUAUAAAAGUUAGAAAAGUACGAGAGACAGAGCAGGCUUUUUCUUCUGAUGACAAGGAUGGCAUUGAAAAUUGCCGGAGAAAUCAAUUCAGAGAAAAUCUCCCAAUUGACCCCAGAAUGUGUGCAGCGACAGUUCUUCAUUUUCCAUUCAACAGGAACGUUAAUUCAGGAGAUUCUUCCUCUAACAAGCUUCCAGAUGAUAAUAAUGGACGUGAGAGUGUGGCACAAAGGACCAGUAUCGAGACAAUGCAGAUAUAUGAUCCAGUUUUCAUCUUGCGGAUGUCAUUGCACGGUUUGUCAAUGGAUUACAUCGAGCCUGUGGAAUUUGCAAGCUUGGGGAUGCUCGCUGUUGCAUUUGUUAGUUUAUCUUCACCUGAUGUAGAGAUUAGAAAAUUGGCCUAUACGGUUCUUACAGUAUUCAGAGAUGCAUUGGUGAGCCAAAAGAGAAAAGAAGUCAACCGACUUCGUCCGUUGCUAACCUACGUGCAAAACGGUAUAAGUGAAGAGUGGCAGUGGAUUCCUUCAGUACAUGCUUUAUUUGCUGCAGAGGCUUCUGUAUUGAUAUUGGAUCCUUUAAAUAAUCAUUUCAAAACUAUUACUAAACUUCUUUUGCAGUCCCCUAUGAACACCAAGAUGAUAUCUUUUUUUGAUGAGUUCUUUUGGAGUAAUUCUGUUAAUUUCAAAUCAGAUAGGAUAUGGAUGCUUCGUCUACUAUAUUCUGGCUUAAAUUUAGAGGAUGAUACUCAGAUUUAUGUCAGAAGCUCGAUCUUAGAGAAACUGCUUAGUUUCUACACUUCUUCUCUUUCAGAUAAUGAAUCGAGAGAUAUAAUUCUUCAGAUUGCGUUGCAGAUUGUGAACAAGUGUAUGAAAUUUGAAACAACAUCUAAGUAUUUGAUUGAACGAUGCGGUGUAAUUCCAUGGUUGUCAUCUCUUAUUUCAAGCUUCUGUGGAAGUAAAUACCAAGAACAGAUGGGUGCUUUACUGACCCACCUACCACUAGUAAUAAAGGUGGCAAAUGAUAUUGCACUCUCUAGAAACAUAAUGCAGUGUGUGGCUAGACAUUCUGUGGAGCAAUUGGCACAACUUUCAUGUCAUUUGUAUGCGCUCUUUGUUGAUAAAUUUGAGCUUGUGAAUGAAAUUCACUCGGCUGAUUUAAUAUUGGAAAUUAUGUUUUCUACUUUAAAAAUAUCACAAGAGAGGGAGGUAAAUCAACCACAUUUCACCUUUUCGAUUGAAGGUCUAUAUCAGUUAUCUCAAGCCACUGAUGCAGAGUUAGGACUUAAAGUUGUUCUAAUCAACACUCCUCAAGCAGCAUUACUCUCCAUGGAUUGUGAAAAGCUUGAAAAGUUUGUCCUCUGGGCUGUCUCAAUUGCUCUUAGAUCUGAAGGAUCUGAUGCAGAAACCAAUGAUUCGUUGUUAUCAAAGCUUUUACGAUGGUUGACAGCGUCUGUAAUUUUAGCAAUGCCCUCAUGGCAAUUGGGAAAGAUGGAUUUGAAACAUAAUUUGGAGAAUUCAUUUUCAGAAACAUUGCAAUUAUUUUUGGGAGCAGAAUGGUCAAGUCGUGUGGUAUCUGGCUCUGAAGAACUAUUGGCUACUACUAUAUAUUAUCUUCAACAAGUUGUUGGAAAAAAAUGCAAAGUCUUCACAUCUGUUGUGAGCUCACUUUGUUUGUUACUGCUUCCUGAUUUGUCACACACGGAUGUGAUGCUUGACGGAGGAAGUACUUUAACAUCGUUGCUAUCUAGAAUAGACAUCCCCACUGAAGUUAACCAUUUAUGGAGAUGGUCAUUCGAGAAGCCAUGGAAGGAUCCUUCAACCAAUAGUUGCUCUGUAGACGGGCUUCAAGCGUGUCAAAGUAUCUUAGUGAUGGUUUCAAACGUUCUUGGAAAGAAGUCAUCACAUUCACGCAUUCUUUCAGUUUUAGAUGUAGAAAAUUCAGGUGUGUUUAAUUGGGAAAGAAGUCUUCUUGCAGAGACUCUAUAAUGUGUUUGUUGGAAUGAAAUUUUGUGUGGGCCUAAAGCCUGCAAGAGCAAUUUUGAAUACAUUAUUUGCUAAUUAGUUUUGCAGGUGCUA
Molecule: messenger RNA, 7600 nt
Organism: Erigeron canadensis
Lineage: Eukaryota; Viridiplantae; Streptophyta; Magnoliopsida; Asterales; Asteraceae
Exons: 13
Coding region: 239-7510 (2423 amino acids)
Biological process (GO): maturation of 5.8S rRNA from tricistronic rRNA transcript (SSU-rRNA, 5.8S rRNA, LSU-rRNA); maturation of LSU-rRNA from tricistronic rRNA transcript (SSU-rRNA, 5.8S rRNA, LSU-rRNA)
Cellular component (GO): nucleolus
Source: RefSeq, a predicted model, not a curated record